Molecule: messenger RNA, 598 nt
Organism: Lactuca sativa (garden lettuce)
Lineage: Eukaryota; Viridiplantae; Streptophyta; Magnoliopsida; Asterales; Asteraceae
Source: RefSeq, a predicted model, not a curated record
AAUGAAAGCAACCCCUAGUCAGCAAAGUUUACUUGACUCUGACGGACAAUGCAACGAUGAUCAGUCACAAUGUCAGUUGCGUAGAGAUGGUCAGGGAGAAUCCCAAGAUUCUAUUCUUGUAUAUCAGGCAGGGAAUUCGGUGAAGACGAUGGCACAUGGAGCGGGGGACGUGGCUAGCGGAGCGGCGAGAGGUGCAAUGGGGUUCGCACAGGGUGCAGCCAUGGGAGCCACCCAUCUAGCCCAAGGUGCGGCUUCUGCUGUCAGUAAUACAUUUCACAACCCACGAAACCACAAUUUGCACACCCGACUUCCCACUGAAAACCCACAAAACCCGAGAUAUUGAUUACGAUUUACGAUUGAUUAACUUCUUUGUUUCAUCGGAUCUCUUUCUUUUUCUGUGAUUCAUUUGAUUUCAUGUUGUAUCUUAUCUUCCCGACCAGAGAUCGGUGAAGACAUGCCGCUUAACGCUUGUUUCUAUGGCGUGUGUUUUGUUGGAAGUGAAAUUGGUAAAUUUGCUGAUCAAGUGUAUGUGUACCUUUAUUUGGUUUAAUAUUGAAAAAUUAAAAUCAUACAGUCAUUACUCAGUUAUAGUAAAAGA